AUGACGGAAGGCCAAAGAAUUACAGAGCUCGGUUCUCAUUCAAUCGGAUCUUCAAUAACUCAUCAUAUUUACUCUUCCGAUCGUUUUCGCCCAGAACCUCUGAUCGCACCAGCUCAAAAAAGAAUAGUCUACGAGAACCACACUCCGACAAUUCUUGCUCACAAAAUGGAGGAAUCAUUUCACGAAAAACUCGAAGCUGCCCGAGCGAAACUUGUCUUUGGCCAAAUCCGUGCAAUUGUUGCAUUCAUUAUUACCACAGGAAGUUGCAUGUAUUUUUAUUUGAAAUACACUGGCGAAAAGCAAAAGGAACGAAUUUCAAGAACUGCUUCGGAUAUUGGUCGUGGAGCUCUUAGCAAUCAAGAACUAGUGGAGCAGGCGAAUAAACUCUCCCUGAACAUCGUGCACGGGGUUCUUAAUGACCCCAAAAUUAGGUCAGAAGUGACGAGAUUACUCUCCGACGUUGUGCAAUCCGGUCAAGUUACAGAAUCGUCGCUUAUCCUUGUAAAUAAAAUCCUGAAUGAUCCAAACAUUCAACAAUCAGUGGGCGCCUUGCUGCAUGACCAACUUUUGAAAGCACUCGCAGACGAGAAGAUCCAAUUAGCCGUCCAGCGACUUGUCAAGGAUGUUUUUCUGUCGGAAUCCAUCACGGAAACCGUAAAAACCGUACUUGGCGACGCUCUGGUCAGUGAUUAUGUGAAAUCAGCGGCCACGGCGGCAGGAACUCAUGCGACUCAAGCAAUCAUCGCCGACCAAUCGGUGCAAGACAAUUUGUCAGAUGCGAUUUAUGGUGCAUUGAAACCGUGGCGAUCGCGAUCCCCGCGGCAAGUUAUUACACCUUCGCCCGCGCGACCCGCCAAGAAAGCUGAUGCUAUCGAUGAAACAGAUACUGUCACUGAUAAAAGAAGUUCUGCUGCAAGGACGCCCGCCGCGCGCGUUCAAAGCGAGCCGACACCCGAGCCGAGGAUCGACUGA
This is a messenger RNA of Oikopleura dioica, 972 nucleotides long. The record is from the annotation of a GenBank genome assembly. NCBI's taxonomy places the organism in Eukaryota, Metazoa, Chordata, Appendicularia, Copelata, Oikopleuridae.